Rhodotorula graminis WP1 is the source of this 1557-nucleotide messenger RNA. RefSeq lists its product as uncharacterized. Gene Ontology annotation, biological process: spliceosomal tri-snRNP complex assembly. The transcript has 4 exons. The coding region runs from base 1 to 1359 and encodes 452 amino acids. The record is from RefSeq and is a predicted model, not a curated record. Lineage: Eukaryota; Fungi; Basidiomycota; Microbotryomycetes; Sporidiobolales; Sporidiobolaceae.
AUGGAUAAGUGGGCCGCCAAGCUGUCCCAGGACGCUCUCCUGGUGCUCACAGGCCUCCCUCGCGGGUCUGAGUUCGGGUUCGACGGCCGGCUCUGGGUCCUCGACCGCUUCUCGGGCGUCAAGUUCCUCCCCGCCGGCCUGCACUUCUUCGUCUUCUCCGCCGCCCCCACCUCGUCCUCCUCGUCCCUCCCGACCACCGACCCCGCCUCGACCGCACAAGGUGUCGGCGCACGGCAUGCCCUCCUGCGCUUCUUCCGCAAAAGCGAGCGCGUCGUCCUCGAGUGGGACAACGCCCGCGAGGAGCUCAAGCGUGGACCGGCGGCCGGCUCGUCGACCAGGCGCAGGCGCACGACCCGGCAGGCGCACGCCGACGUCGCGCGCGACACGGUCAUCUCUGAGGAGUACCUCCAGAGCCUCGACAAGAGCCUCGCGGCGUACCCGGCCGACGAGCUGCGCGACCAGUGGGCGGCGCUCGCCGGGUUCGUGACCGAGGACACGCUCGCGAGGGUCGUCGGGCUCGACGAGCAGGCGUGCGCGACGUGCGACGCGCUCGUGGGCAGCUCGCAGGACGAGGCGGGUGCGGUGCAGGGCGGGUCGAGCGCGAGGAGGACGUGGGGCAAGGCGCGCGAGGACGAGCCCGAGGUGGGCGAGGUCGUCGACGAGGAGGGCGAGGACGGCGCGGCGGCACCCGCAGACUCGGGCCUGCUCGAAUUUGUGCGCUUUGACGACAAGCGGAGCUGGCCAGGAGGGGCGGUCGGCGCCGACCUCACGAGGUGGAGCAAGGACAAGAGCUGGCAGCUGAGCAGGGUCGUCGAGGAGCAGCUUGGUGGCGACCCGAAGGAGCUCCUCGCCGAGCUGCAACUCGCCUUCGUCCUCUUCACCCUCGUGCACAACUACUCGUCCCUGUCGACCUACAAGGCCCUCUUCGCCCUCGUCUGCCGCGCCUCGACCCUCGCACGACCUUCCUCUCGCCGAGACGCCGCAUCGCCGUACACUCGCGACCUCCCCGCCGACUCGGCGCUCCCCCUCUUCGCCUCGUUCCUGUCGACCUUCCUCGCCCAGGUCGACUUCCUCGACGAGUCGUUCUUCGCGACACAGCUCCCGUCACUGGAGCAGCACCUCGACGAGGCCGUCGCGGGCGUCUGGCGCGAGGUCGUCAAGCGGUGGGACGCUGUCGCUAAGUUGACGACGGCGAAGUUCGGGUGGGAUUUGGGCGUGAUUCGUGGGAGCCGGGCCAAGUACCUGUCGGCGAGCGGGCGGUCCAAGCGGGACGAGGACGAGGUCGACCUCGAGGACCUGGAGGAGGGGGAGGAUGCGCCGGUCGUGCUGGACGACGACGCGCUGCACGACUUGUACUAGCUGGCGACGAGGGCGGUGAGCAACGCGAGCGAGCUGUUUGCCCUCCCCGCUGCCGGACUUCGCCGUGAGGGAGAGAUUGACCCGGCCCUCCGCAUCUCACCGCUCGACGACCUCGUCAGCUGCGAGGCUACUCGCGCGCUCGAUAGACCUCGGGCGCACACUGCAGCACAGCGCGGCCGCCGUCACUCGCCUCGCGAG